AUGCCAAGUCGGAAAGAUAAACUUAAAGAUAAGCCGCCUUCGGAUCCGCGCAGAGAGUACUUGGACGCUGAGUCCACCGACGAAGAGGAGAGCCAGCAAAAAAUUGAAGAAAUAGAAGAGGAGCUCCGACCAAUUUACGACGAAAACGAGAUAGCAACAUUGAUAAAAUGCGUCAAGGAUAUGACCACUUUAAGUGGACUGACCAACGCCCAUUGGACCUAUUAUACCGACGUGAUGAUACGACAAUUCUUCGAGAACCCGAACAUCCCGAUGCUCGUCAUUUACUACGUGCGCAACAAACUCGACGUCUCGUUCAUGUUUCCUCUGACCCCGGUGCACCAGCUGACAUUCUUUGUCCGAGAGCCGCAAGAGAUUCUGCGAGCGGAUAACUUCCGGGAUCGCGUGUUGUUCGGCUCGGUGAACGACAAAGUGGAGAGCUACAUUUUGACGGUGGUGCAGAACGUGUUAACUCCGAUCUUCCUGAAGAUCGAAACCUGGCCAGACAUCGAACUUCCAGCUUUCCAAUAUUGA
This is a messenger RNA of Osmia lignaria (orchard mason bee), 531 nucleotides long. The record is from RefSeq and is a predicted model, not a curated record. Lineage: Eukaryota; Metazoa; Arthropoda; Insecta; Hymenoptera; Megachilidae.